UAAAGAGUCUGUCUCCUUUCUUACAGCCCUCCCUUAUAUAUCAAAAGGCCGCUCCCGGAGCCUUCUCCAGGCUGAACAGCCCCAUCUCUCUCAGCCUGCCCUCACAGGGAUGUGUUUCAUCCCUUGGGUCAUUUCUGUGGCCCUUCUCUGGAUGCACUCCAACAGCUCCAUGGCUCUCCUGUACUGAGGACUCUACAUCAGGAUGCAGUACUCCAGAAUGACUUCCUUUUGUGUGAUGAAACUUUUAUGCCAAACAACCAGAAGUGAGACUGGAUAUGCAAAACGAUUCUGUGGUACUUUCCUGUCACGGACAACACAAAAGGGAGUUUUCCCUCCAUUCUGGAUGGUGGUACCUGACCCUAGAAAGACAAAUGUGCUUGUAUUUGCUCAGCCAUUUUGUACAGCUGAAAAAUCUCACAAAGAUCCUAAAAGGAAAGCAGCAUUUGGAAGCGUUGGGCGAAGAAUUCCGUAUCGGAUUUUGCACGUAAUCAACCAGGAUGGAGAGAGCUUAGGAGAUAUGCACCGAGCAGAGGCACUCAGACUGAUGGAUGAACAUAACCUGAAACUGGUUCUGCUUCGUGAGAACGCAGAACCUCCUGUGUACAGACUGAUGACUGGGCAACAGAUUCAUGAGGAGAAGCUGAAACGUGCAGAGAAAGAAAAAGCAAGUCCAAAAACAGUGCUGGUUCAGAAGGAGUUAUCCUUCUCUUCAGCUAUUGCCAAGAAUGACUUGGAGACCAAGACUAAACAGAUAACACACUGGAUUGAAAAGAAAUACCAUGUUAAAGUGACUAUCCGACAGGGAAGAGACAGCAGUACAGACACGUUCACGCUUUUUGAUCAGAUUUUGGAGGCUAUAUCUGACAAAGCCACUUAUCUUUCCAAGCCUAAAGCCAUUAAGGAAGGAACAAGUAUGUGCAUUCUGAGACACAUGUCUGACAAAGAGUUGAAAGCAUACCAGAAGAUGGAAAAACAGAAAAACAGUAUGGUAAAGAAAGAUGAAAAUGAAGAGCCAAAGUCAAGCGAGCUGCAUGAAUGACUUUAUGAGGAGGUACAAACAAUACUAUUACAAAAAGGACUAUAAAAUAAAGGUUUUUUGCUGGA
Centrocercus urophasianus (Greater sage-grouse) is the source of this 1104-nucleotide messenger RNA. It is a transcript of the gene MTIF3, whose product is annotated as mitochondrial translational initiation factor 3. The transcript has 4 exons. The coding region runs from base 203 to 1039 and encodes 278 amino acids. Gene Ontology annotation, cellular component: mitochondrion. NCBI's taxonomy places the organism in Eukaryota, Metazoa, Chordata, Aves, Galliformes, Phasianidae. Gene Ontology annotation, molecular function: ribosome binding; translation initiation factor activity. The record is from RefSeq and is a predicted model, not a curated record. Gene Ontology annotation, biological process: mitochondrial translational initiation; ribosome disassembly.